This is a messenger RNA of Dentiscutata heterogama, 175 nucleotides long. The record is from the annotation of a GenBank genome assembly. Lineage: Eukaryota; Fungi; Glomeromycota; Glomeromycetes; Diversisporales; Gigasporaceae.
AUUUCGGAAAAUGAAAAAACUGGACAAUUACUCCGAUACUUUGGUGGUGAUUAUUUAACAGGAUUACCAACCCGUGAUAAUAUAGUCGCAGAAAAUGAUAAGGGUUUGUCUGCAAUUCUUAAUAAUGCUUUGGCUAAACGAGAGGAGAUCCCUUUUAUGGCUGUCGAUUUUGAGG